AUGUUCACAACAUCAAGGAGAUUCUUUGCUACUAAGAUAUUUAACUCGUCUGCUGAGGCCGUGGCUGAUCUCAAAAGUGGGAUGGCCUUAAUGAUUUCUGGGUUCGGAUUAUGCGGAGUUCCUGAAAAUUUACUGACUCUGCCUCCCUUUAAAUUGGAGCAAAAUUUGCAUUUUUUGGGACUUUAACCCCUUUUGGAACAAAAUUUGUUUUUCAGUCGGAAAAUUUAUCAAUGAAAAUACUAAUUUUAUAAAAUUAGUUUUUGACCUAAUUUAAUAGAGAAACGCAAGUGGAAUGUUAUUUUAACACAUCUUACACUGAACUGAUUUUUUUUAUUUAAUUCUCCAUAAAAAUAAAUUAAAAUUUUGAGUCAAUUUAUAUUUUUAAAAUAAUUAAAGAUGACAUACUCAUUUUUAUAAUUAGUUUCGACCUAAUUUAAUUGAAAAAGAAUGGAUUUAAACAUUUUUACACUGAAUCGAUUAAUUUUUUUAUUUAAAAAUAAAUUUAAAUUCGCUAUAUUGUGCUCAAUUUAUGUUUUUUGAGGCUUUAAAAAUUUUUUAUGGAAAUUUAAAUAUAAUUUUUUUUUAAGAAAAAUAAUUAACCCCCUUUAAAUAAAGCAAGAUUUUUAUUACAAUUUAAAAGAGGGGAGUGAGGGCGAUCCAUCACUUGAAAAUCAAUAACCUUAAACUAAUCACUAACACUUCAGGGACCAAUGAAUUUGGACCUGGACUUCUGAUCAAGGACAAAAUGGCAUCGAGUAUCCAUUGUUCAUAUUUAGGGGGAAAUGAAACAUUGGAAAAUCAGUAUUUAAAUGGUGAAAUUGAGCUUGAUUUAAUUCCUCAAGGGUCCUUAGCCGAAAGGCUAAGAGCAGGAGCUUGCGGAAUUUCUGCAUUUUAUACCCACACUGGAGCUGGCAGUCUCGUUGAAGAAGGCGGAUUCCCAAUGAAAUUCGGCCCAGGCGGAAAAACAGUCGAAAAAGUAUCUGCCCCAAGAGAAGUAAGGAUUUGGGGAGGUAAAAAAUACUUGCUUGAGAGAGCUCUCAAAGGAGAUGUUGGGCUCAUCAAGGCAUGGAAAGCAGAUACUGAAGGAAACCUAAUCUAUAGAAAAACAGCAAGAAAUUUCAACCCUGAUAUUGCAGGGGCUUCCAAAAUAACUAUUGCAGAAGUGGAAGAAAUAGUCCCAGCUGGCUCUCUUGACCCAGACCAGAUUCACACUCCUGGGAUUUUUGUUCAGAGGCUUGUAAAAGGAGAAUAUUUCGAAAAACCAAUUGAAAGGCUUGCCCUUAAUACUGGUGAUAAAAUACAGCUUCCUGGAACUCCAGAGCAGAUUAGGAAGAGAGAAAGGAUUGCUAAAAGAGUUUCCAAAGAAAUAAAGGAUGGGAUGUAUGUAAAUCUAGGUAUUGGCAUGCCGACAAUGGUUCCAAACUAUUUGCCAAAAGACAUUAAAAUCGUCUUGCAUGGAGAAAACGGACUUUUAGGGAUUGGGCCAUAUCCUAAAUCAGGCGAGCAGGACCCUGACGUAAUCAAUGCUGGCAAAGAAACCAUUACAAUGGCAACAGGCUCUUCUGUUUUCCACAGUAGCAUGAGCUUUGCCAUAGUUCGAGGUGACCAUCUUGAUCUAACCAUCCUUGGUGGACUUCAAGUUUCGCAAGAUGGUGAUCUUGCUAACUGGAUUGUCCCUGGCAAAAUGGUCAAGGGCAUGGGAGGUGCCAUGGACCUCGUUGACAGCCACUCAAAAUGCAUCGUUUGCAUGGAGCAUACAUCAAAAGGCGCUCCUAAGAUUCUCAAAAAGUGCUCUCUACCACUCACAGGCAAAAAAGUUGUAAGGAUGCUCGUUACUGAGUGCGGAGUGUUUGAGUUCAGAAGAGAUACUGGGAUGACUCUGGUAGAGAUCGCUUCAGAUAUCACUUUAGAUAAGCUUAAGGAGAUCACUGGAGCUACCUUCUUUAUUGCAUCUGACCUAAAAAAGAUGCAAGAAUAA
This is a messenger RNA of Blepharisma stoltei, 1978 nucleotides long. NCBI's taxonomy places the organism in Eukaryota, Ciliophora, Heterotrichea, Heterotrichida, Blepharismidae. The record is from the annotation of a GenBank genome assembly.